Molecule: messenger RNA, 2151 nt
Organism: Vitrella brassicaformis
Lineage: Eukaryota; Vitrellaceae
Source: the annotation of a GenBank genome assembly
AUGAUGAGGCCGACGGCUGCAGGUACGAUAAAUUCACCUCACUGACCAAUAGAUCCCAGCACGCGACAGUGGGGAUAUGGAUCGUCCACCAAGGAGCGCUUGCUGUGUCCUUCUUUGUUCAGAGAGAGGGUCAGGGAGAGGAGGGCGUCGGUGGUGCUGGCGACGGCUGAUCAGGAGGGGCCAAGCGCGGGCCGGUCAGAGGGAGAAACAAAAGGGAACUGAGGUGUCAACGCAGUCGUUCUGACGGCUUUAUGUGCUGCACUCAGAGCUUUUGAAGAGCUACAGAUUGGGAAAGAAGCUUGCCGAGGGCGGCUUCUCCCGAUCCUACACGGCCACGCCGAAGACCCCAAGCCGCUGUGGGAUGACUACCCAGAAGGUAAGAGGACAAUAUAUUAAGGAAUGCGUGCAAGAUCGGGCGUCUACAUGUACUUGGCUGUGCUUGCAGGUCGUUGUUAAGGUCAUCAAGAUAGACGAGAACGCCGAGCAGAAGAGGGAGAGAUGGGAUACCAAUCGUUGUCUCAGGUGAAGGCUACAAUGCCUCGCCGCACGCACAUCCGAUGGCUUUCGUCUUCGCAUUCGGCUGUAUGUGUGUAUGUAGAUUCAUGAAGGGCCGGCGGCACAUCGUCUCCGCGAUGACGCCAGACGAGAUCGACCAGGAGCUCAAGCUGCUCCAUCUCGCUCAGCACGGCCAGAACGGCGACAACGACGGCCACCCCAACAUCGUGAAGGUGCAUGACGUCUACAGAGACGACUUCUCAUGCUACAUUGGUCAAUAAGAAGAGCCAGGCGUCGCUGCAGAUUGUCGUGGGUGGAAUGUCGGUCUUUGUGCCCCUGAUUUCCUCUUACCUACCUGCUGUUCAGUGAUGGACCAGUAUGUCGAGGACCUCUAUGACUUCGAGGCCUCGGAGUUGCCUGAGGAGCGGCUUGCUGAGAUGACGGCCGACAUGGUGCGAGCUGUGCAGCACCUGCACAGCAACGACAUCAUCCAUCGGUGAGGCAGACAGACAGGUGCCUGCAUUUGCGCUCGAAUCUCUCUCUCUCUGUGUGUGUGUGUGUGUUUUCUCUGUCAGAGACAUCAAGUGCGACAACUUCUUUAUAGCCGACGACGGUCGCGUCGUUCUGUCGGACUUCGGCGUCUCGAUGGAGACGACGUGCGAGGAGGCGGGAAUCCACAGCGAGGAAAUGUAAGAGGCAUGCUCUUCUUUGUCUAUUCAUUCGCAUGAGUUGUUCUGUGUGCAGCGUCGGAGUCAACGAAUACCGGCCGCCAGAGGUGUGGAGGGAUGAUUUUGGGAAGAAGGCGGACAUGUGGAGCCUCGGUGAGUGAUCGGUAGCACUGGUCCAUUCCUUGCCUGCUCGCCUGUCUGUCUGUCGCACUGCUGCAUGCAAUCGUGGGUGGAUGUAGGCGUCGUCCUCUACAAGAUCGGCAGCGGUUUUCUCCCAUUCAACGGUGGAUGGACAAACCAGCAUUGGGAGGCAAGAUGUCACCCUAACCCUUAUUUGUUGUUUGCGGUAGGGCAAGACGAGACAAGACUGCGCAAGAUUAUCGAGAAGCGCCUCUGCACCUGGAAGGCGCUGCACAGGCAGACACCGCCAGAGUUCGUCGACCUUGUUCAGAAGCUGCUCGUCCCGGGUUAUAUAAACACAUGAAUGAUCGGCACAGGCUAUAUGCAACUCAUCCCCCUUGUCCCUUGUGUGUAUUUAUCCAUCCAUCGUACAGAUCCCAAGAAGCGCUUGUCCGCCGCUGAGGCCUUGGAGCAUCCCUUCAUUCAGCAUGUGGCGCCACGCGAGCAACAGGACCAAACCAGCGGGGACAGACGAGGGAGAGGGCGAGAGGGCGGGAGAAGUGCUGCAGCUGCUGCAGGUGGUAAGCAAAUCGACGUCUUCCUUCUGUCUGUCAAGCAAUAAUUGUUCUCGCCUGCCUGCAUGUCAGGGUGGCUGCUGUUGAGUGAGGACGACCACAAAGAGGCGGCCGCAGCUGCUGCUGCUGUUGGCGGCAGGGCGGACAGUGAGGACGACUACGGAGAGGCAAAGGGCAUCCGCAGGCUCAACUGCGGCUGCCCGUGCUUCUGGUGGGUGCGGGCGUGCGGCCGUCUUUUCAGGCGCCGCAGAAGGGGCGGGGAGACAUUAAUGGCCAGCGAAGAGGGCGACUGA